CUGAUCUCAAGCUUUUCUGUUUGUGUUUCUUCUAGGGAACUGUUUUCACCAUCUCAGAAAUACCAGCUCCUUGUAUAUCAUGCAGACUCUCUCUUCCAUGAUAAAGAAUAUAGAAAUGCUGUAAGUAAGUAUACAAUGGCCUUGCAGCAGAAAAAAGCAUUAAGUAAAACUUCAAAAGUAAGACCUUCUACUGGAAAUGCUGCAUCAACUCCCCAGAGCCAGUGUUUGCCAUCUGAAAUUGAAGUGAAAUAUAAAAUGGCUGAAUGUUAUACAAUGCUGAAGCAAGAUAAAGAUGCCAUUGCUAUUCUUGAUGGGAUUCCUUCCAGACAGAGGACCCCAAAGAUCAAUAUGAUGUUGGCCAAUCUGUACAAGAAAGCAGGUCAAGAACGCUCAUCUGUUACGAGCUACAAAGAAGUACUGAGACAGUGCCCUUUAGCACUUGAUGCCAUACUAGGCCUGCUCUCGCUGUCGGUGAAAGGUGCAGAAGUGGCCUCCAUGACCAUCAACAUAAUUCAGAGUAUUCCCAACUUGGAUUGGCUUUCCGUGUGGAUCAAGGCAUAUGCUUUUGUGCAUACUGGAGAUAACACAAGAGCAAUAAAUACCAUUUGUUCUCUAGAGAAAAAGUCAUUGCUGAGGGAUAACGUAGACUUACUGGGGAGCUUAGCAGACCUGUAUUUCAGAGCUGGAGAUAAUAAAAACUCUAUUCUAAAAUUUGAACAAGCGCAAAUGCUGGAUCCUUACCUAAUAAAAGGAAUGGAUGUAUAUGGUUAUUUAUUGGCACGUGAAGGUCGACUAGAGGAUGUGGAGAACUUGGGCUGCCGUCUCUUCAAUAUUUCUGAUCAACAUGCAGAACCCUGGGUGGUAUCUGGGUAAGUUGUUUUCUUUCUUUUCUUACCUCAACUUUUGAUUUGCUGCCUGCAUAACAGGGUUCAACCUCGCCUGCUUAAAGGAGCUGCUCUUAGGAAUAUGGGCCGAGUACAGGAAGCAAUUAUACACUUCCGUGAAGCCAUACGGCUUGCACCUUGCAGGCUGGAUUGCUAUGAAGGUCUCAUCGAAUGUUACCUGGCAUCCAACAGCAUUCGUGAAGCCAUGGUCAUGGCAAAUAACGUGUAUAAAACUCUGGGAGCAAAUGCACAGACACUCACUCUGUUAGCAACAGUCUGUCUGGAAGACCCAGUCACGCAGGAAAAAGCAAAAACUUUAUUGGACAAGGCGCUAACGCAAAGACCUGAUUACAUUAAAGCUGUGGUAAAGAAAGCAGAACUUCUUAGUAGAGAGCAAAAGUAUGAAGAUGGAAUUGCUUUGCUGAGGAACGCGCUGGCGAAUCAGAGUGACUGUGUUCUGCACCGAAUACUGGGAGACUUUCUUGUAGCUGUCAACGAGUAUCAGGAAGCGAUGGACCAGUACAGUAUUGCCCUGAGUUUGGAUCCAAAUGAUCAGAAGUCACUAGAAGGAAUGCAGAAAAUGGAAAAAGAGGAAAGUCCAACAGAUGCAACCCAGGAAGAAGAUGUGGAUGAUAUGGAGGGAAGCGGAGAAGAGGGCGACUUGGAAGGCAGUGACAGUGAAGCUGCUCAGUGGGCAGAUCAAGAACAGUGGUUUGGCAUGCAGUGAUGGCCUCUCAUCCCGCUGCUUCGUUUGGCACUUGCACAUACAACUAGGGCCAUUCUUUGAAGAACAUAAACUAUUAUUUUUGCAGUAACAAAGGACUUUUUUUUUUUUCUUUUCCUUUUUUUUUUUACGAAGUAGACUCUGAAAUCGUUUAAUAGUUCUGUGCGUCUCAAUGCCAUGAAGAUUCUUGAUGCUUCUUAUUUAUUAAGCGUAAGGGACUAACUGGAUUGGAGGUUAUUUGCAACUUUCAUUUCAAAAAA
Molecule: messenger RNA, 1868 nt
Organism: Antrostomus carolinensis (chuck-will's-widow)
Lineage: Eukaryota; Metazoa; Chordata; Aves; Caprimulgiformes; Caprimulgidae
Gene: ANAPC7
Product: anaphase promoting complex subunit 7
Exons: 10
Biological process (GO): positive regulation of mitotic metaphase/anaphase transition; cell division; protein ubiquitination
Cellular component (GO): anaphase-promoting complex
Molecular function (GO): protein binding
Source: RefSeq, a predicted model, not a curated record